AGACAGGAAAGUACAGGAACAGUUAUCUCCCUUGAUCAGAAAUCUCAUAAAGAUAAUUCAAGCAGUUUACAGAAUCACAUGAUAACAAAUUCUAAGGGAAAACCUUAUGAAUGUGGUGUAUGUGGUGAAGUGUAUAAAUAUAGUAAUGACUUGCAUGGACACAUGAGAAAACAUACUAGUGAUAAACCUUAUCCAUGUGAAGUGUGUGGUAAAGGGUUUCGUUUGAAUAGGGACUUAAAGAGACACAGGGUAAUACACACUGGUGAAAAACCAUAUAAAUGUAAUGUAUGUGGUAAAGGGUUUAGUGAUAAAGGAAAUGUACAUCAACAUAAGAGAACGGAACAUGUUGGGGAUAAACCCUAUAAAUGUGAUAUGUGUGGUCAAGGGUAUAGUAGGAAAUCUAACUUACAGAGGCACAUAAGAACACAUACUGGUGAAAAACGUCACAAGUGUGAUGUUUGUGGUGCAAGUUUUAAUCAGAGUCAGGACUUACAGAGACACAUGAGGAUACAAACUGGUGAUAAACCCUAUAAAUGUGAUAUGUGUAGUCAAGGGUAUAGUAGAAAAUCUUACUUACAGAGGCACAUAAGAACACAUACUGGUGAAAAACGUCACAAGUGUGAUGUUUGUAGUGCAAGUUUUUAUCAGAUAAACCAUAUAAAUGUGAGGUAUGUGGUAAAGGGUUUAGUGAUAGUUUUAAUCAGUCAGGGUUUACAAAGACACAUGAAGAUACACACUGGGGAUAAACCUUAUAAAUGUGAUAUGUGUGGUCAAGGGUAUAGUAGGAAAUCUUACUUACAGAGGCACAUAAGAACACAUACUGCAUGUACCAUGUGUACUGGCGAAAAAUCUCACAAGUGUGAUGUUUGUGGUGCAAGUUUUAAUCAGUCAGGGUUUACAAAUAACACAUGAGGAUACACACUGGUGAUACAUGUAAACCAUAUAAAUGUGAGGUAUGUGGUAAAGGGUUUAAUGAUAUAGGAAACGUACAUCAACAUAGAACGGUACAUGUUAGGGAUAAACCAUAUAAAUGUGAUAUGUGAAGUUAAGAGUUUAGUAAGAAUUUUAACUUACAGAGGCACAUACAAACACAUACUGGUGAAAAACCUCACAAGUGUGAUGUUUGUGGUACAGGUUUUAGUCAGAGCCAGGGGUUACAAAUACACAUGAGGAUACAUACUGGUGAAAAACCUCAAGUGUGAUGUUUGUGGUACAGGUUUUAGUCAGAGCCAGGGGUUACAAAGACGGAUUCAGUCAAGAUAGUGAGUUACCAUGGUUACAAAGACACAAGAGAACG
Messenger RNA from Mytilus californianus (California mussel), 1297 nucleotides. RefSeq names its product zinc finger protein 239-like. The record is from RefSeq and is a predicted model, not a curated record. Gene Ontology annotation, molecular function: DNA-binding transcription activator activity, RNA polymerase II-specific; RNA polymerase II cis-regulatory region sequence-specific DNA binding. Bases 79 to 912 code for a protein of 277 amino acids. Gene Ontology annotation, cellular component: nucleus. NCBI's taxonomy places the organism in Eukaryota, Metazoa, Mollusca, Bivalvia, Mytilida, Mytilidae. Gene Ontology annotation, biological process: regulation of transcription by RNA polymerase II. The transcript has 2 exons.